Cinara cedri is the source of this 195-nucleotide messenger RNA. NCBI's taxonomy places the organism in Eukaryota, Metazoa, Arthropoda, Insecta, Hemiptera, Aphididae. The record is from the annotation of a GenBank genome assembly.
AAUAAGAUACGGCUCCUCGGAUAUGAUGACGAUUUGGAUAUUAUAGGUGACUUGCUUACAGACACAGUUAACGCAGUCAGAGUGCUAGAAGAAGCAGUUAAGAGAAUGGGUCUUAAAAUAAAUAGUGAAAAGACAAAGAUAAUGGAACAUAAUGGAAAUAAAGAGGACCCCAACGAGAUGGAGGACCUAACCUAA